This is a messenger RNA of Cuscuta epithymum, 1474 nucleotides long. Lineage: Eukaryota; Viridiplantae; Streptophyta; Magnoliopsida; Solanales; Convolvulaceae. The record is from the annotation of a GenBank genome assembly.
AUUCAAAUAAGAAGAGAGAUAAUUUAUUUGCUAAUAUUUGUGUGGCCAUCUCACAUGCCACAUGUGCACUGUGCACAUUGAAGGAUUAGAGCUCUAACUAAAAAUAACGGCAAAGAUCAAUCGAUCAAUUUCAGGGGGAAAUUUCAUACUCGAUGUUUUUCAGUAUACUCCCUUAUUUAACGUGUACUAUUAAAGAAACAUACAUCUUUAAUAAGAUGAGAAUCCUAAUUAACCUUAAAUACAUCAUCUAUUCACCCUAAUUCCAUCCAACCCCAAUUACCAUCUUUAUUAUAUACUCCGUAUAUAUACAUAAGAAACAUACAACCUGUAAUACACGCACGCAAAUCCACUCAGCCGUUCUCAUUCUUCUGGCUAUUUGAAGGCAAAUUUGCAACAGAGAUGAAGCAAACCCUGGAAGCAAACGGCAGGCGGCUGGAUGAGAUCGCCGCAUCCCUUGCGGCGCUGACCAAGGCCCUUGUGCCAUCGAUCACGGCGGAGACACUAUCAGACACAGUCAUCGGUGCCGCCAUCGUAGCGGCAACACACAACGAUAGACCUCCGCGCAGCACUCCUCCAACGUUGCUGCCCAUGUUCGACAGAAAAAAACCGAUUAGGUGGAUAGCUAGGGCUGAGCAAAAGUUCGAAAUUAAUCAAACCCUACCUGAGAGGAAAGUGACAGCAGCUACGGUAGCCAUGGAAGGAGCUGCCUUGGACGGGUUGACCUGGUUGAAGGCACAAAAACCGAGCAUGACCUGGGAGAAAUUUACACAAGCACAGGUGGCCCGAUUUGAUUCACGGUUCAAAGAAAGCCGAUUCAAACGGCUGUUCAGGGUCAAACAGUUGGGAACCGUAGAGGAAUAUAAUAACCUUUUUGUUCAAUUGUCCAGUCAGGUUCCCGGACUGUCCGAUGCUUAUUACUUGGGGUAUUUCAUGAACAAGCUGAAAAGAUCAAGUGGCAGCUUUCCUCAAGAUACGGGGCAGCCCCCGGGGACAAAUAUGAGCUGGUUUCCGGAUUUCAACCUUGAGGACAAGGUUUUUUCGAAGAGGGAUGGAAUUGAUAUGAAGCAGAAUCUGGGCUUGGAAGAAGAGGGGAAGAAGCCCCCGUGGGUUUACCGAAGGCGGGACAGGCUUGAGCCUACCUCCGUGGGCUGGUUACGGGCUGUUUAAUUAAUAUUUAUUCUUUUUAAUUUUCCUGAUUUGUUUCCUAUUAGGAGUUAAUUAGGAUUUCUAAUAUUUGUUUCCUAUUAGGAGUUAAUUAGGAUUUCUAUUAUUUCUUUCCUAUUUGGAGUUGAUUAGGAUCUUUAUUAUUCUGUUAGAGUUGAUUAGGAUUUCUAGGAUUUUGUUUCCUAGUUUAAUUAUUAGUAGAUGGGUAUUUAAACCCCUUGUUAGGAUUCAUUCUGGCUCAUCUUGGAAUAAAAGUUGGUUUAGCCUUUUGGCUCUGGGCAACGGUAUUUAUUUAUCGUUGAUUAUCUGG